CUUGCAUACACAAGGAAAAAAAGGAACUUCAGGAAGAUUGAUGGUUAUGACAUGGACUUAACUGUGGAAUAAGGAAUUCUUCAGGGACUGAAAAGGAAAAGCAGUCUGGGAACAGCAUAAAGGAACCUGGAGGAGAGAGCGCGCAACUACAUUCCUGCCUCCUCCCCUCCUCCUCACAGCGUUGGUCGCCAUCCAUCCCCUCUCCUCCUGUACCAUAACAGAUGGUGGGAACAACAUAGCAUCCACCGGGCACCACAACAAUAGACUGCAGUAUCCAGUCCGGACACCCCUGGCCCUUGCACCAUCAUGCUCCUCGUGCAGGACUGCGCGCGGCUUUGAGUGCCGUCGUGAUUCAUUUCACGCGGUACCACUAAACACCAACACCACGGCCACGGAGGAACCUUCUUGCGACUGUUUGGGCUCUCCAUCGAGCGGGGGAAGAUGGCCGCUAUGAAAAUAUUAACAGGCACAGGGCUCUUCUUGGCGUUCUGUGCGCUGGGACUGCUCGCUAUGGCGAUUUGCACCGAUUAUUGGUACGAGACCGACGCGAGGAGGCACCGGGAGAGGUGUAAAAACUAUGCCAACAAGCGGAACGACCCGGGCUACAUCUACAUUUCCAACCACAACCUGCCCCUCCAGAUGCCUCCAAAGAGCCUGGAGAGGAAAGGUAACGGCCCAGAUGCUGUGGCUCUCAUCCGGGGGAAGCGGCACUUCCUGGCCGCAGCGUCCGCCAUGGAGUCUCACUGCAAUCGACAGUUUAACUCCACCAUCUCCGGGCUGUGGAGGAAGUGUCACCGCGAGGGCUUCGACCUGGAGACCGAGGACCUUAUUUAUAAAGGAAUCAUUCAAAGAUGUACCCCAGUCAAGUACCACUACACUUCGUCCAUCCUACCGAGAAAUUUACCCGUCAAUGUCACAAAGACCAUACGACAGGACGAGUGGCAUGCACUCCAUCUAAGGAGAAUGACGGCCGGCUUCGUGGGCAUGGCCGUGUCCAUCAUUCUCUUUGGCUGGAUCAUUGGAGUGCUGGGAUGCUGCCAGCAGCAUGACCUCAUGCAAUAUGUAGCUGGGCUACUCUUUCUCAUGGGAGGAACAUGCUGCAUCAUCUCCUUGUGCACAUGUGUGGCAGGAAUCAACUUCGAGUUAUCCCGCUAUCCCCGCUACAUGUACGGCCUCCCUGAGGACAUUAGCCAUGGCUAUGGCUGGUCCAUGUUCUGUGCCUGGGGGGGCCUUGGCCUCACGUUGCUAGCCGGCUUCCUCUGCACCUUGGCCCCCUCUCUGAGCACACCGGCUCGCACGACGACCCACAAGCCGAGGCAGGAGAAUGGAACCGUGUGACAGCGGCGUGGUGAAGCGACUGACCCACAGAACGCACAAAGCACACCCUCCCAACCUUGAUGUUUGACUCUGAAACAGUUUUAUGUCUGGUCACCACUCACGCCACCCUCAACAUCGCCAUCCCCCCUUCAGUGUUCAGUGUGCCUGAGGAGGAGCAGAGCGACGACAAACUUCACACACCUGAUCUGGGACGUCCAGGAACACAAAGAGUGACACCUGCAGUAACGUUUGGCUGAGGCACGGCUCUCAUAGCACAAAUAAGACUUUUUUCUUUUGGGUUCAGAUGUUUGACAUGCUGACUUUAUGGCGAUCUUGAGGUGACUGUUUUCUCUCCGGAGAAUUUGUCUUUAAAAUGGUGCUCUCUUAAACACAAACACACAGACACCAGCCCAUGCUUUUCAACACACGUCAGUUACUCUGAAUGAAUCAUGGGAGAAAUCCUCCAAAAGAAACAAGAAAAACACCAGGCCAGAGCAUCAUGUCAGCAUUCUUCUUUCAGUCAAGUGAUGUGUGCUGUGUUCUUGUUUGUAAUGAAAAAAAAGGCGUUGACAGCCCAUUGCUUAUCUUUAGUGUAGCACACUAACUGAUAUGAAAUAGAGCCCCGUGGGGAACGUCUGCAGCCUUCUGCAGAGCACAAAGUGCAUCAAGCACUGUGGUCAGUAUACGAUAAAAUACACAAAAGUCAAUUAGCAUCAGAGAGCAAAAGGAUUCUGUAUGUACUGAAGCAUCUCUGUAGAUCCUGAUCAUUGUUUAUGUGAGGUAGAUUUUUAAAUUGUAUUUGUUUGGAGGUGAUGGUGGCUGAUUUUGUGGAGAGGAUACAGUUACAGGAUGGUGCUAGCAGCAUGAAUCCAUUACUGGGUUCAGAAGCAUGGAGGUACCAAUCUGACAGAGCAGAGGGGGGUGUUUGCUGACGGCUAAAACAUAAUCUGACAACAGCAAAAUAGCAAGAAAUCAAACUGUGGAGGAGGAUUUCUUAGCACCAUUUUUACCCUUAACGUGAGUCGGCUUAUUUUGGUGAAACAUUCAGAAAAAAAAAGCAAAUGAAGCAGUUUUGAAGGAAAAAAGCAACUUCAGUGAUUCAACUAUGAAUUAAAAGCACAAGCUGUGGGCAAAAUCCCCAUCAACAGCAAAGAAACUCAGUAACGUCACUAUAAGACCAAAAAGGGUCUUAAAUCUGACUUAAAGAGUCACUGAAACAUAAAACAGCAAUAUCAUCAUAGAUAAUUAAUGUGAUUUAUAUCAUUGCCCCACAGUGUACAUGGAGGAGCUGCUCUUUCUGCUCAUUGUAUACAAAGAUAAAAAACAGCACAUAAUAACUUUUGAAUACUGCUUAAAACUAGGGAAAAAGAAAAUACAUGUUUAUUUAUCGUAUCAUAACAAAGCCCCCCCAGAUAACCGGUUAAAUUGAUCUGUUUAACUUGUGUUGUCUCAUCUCUUACUCAGUCUCUAUGUACUUACUGAGUGCCAAACAACGUGGAAAGUGAGUAAUACAGUGCCUAAAAAAAUAUUCACCCCUUGGAUGUUUUACCCUUUUACUGAUUUUAGAAAUCAAUCAUUGUCAAUAUAAUUUUACCUUUUUUUACAGAAAAAAAUACUAAAAACCUCUACAAUGUCAAAGGGAAAACAGAUUUCAACAAAGUUAUGUCAAAGUUAAUUAAUAGUCCUGGUUACCAUUACACCAUGAAGACAAAAGAACACUCCAAGCAACUCAGAAAGAAGGUUAUUGAAAAGUAUAAGUCAGGGGAAGGAUACAACAAAAUUUCCAAGGCCAGAGAUUAGUAAUACAUCAUCAAAAGAUGGAAGGAAUAUGGCAUAUAUGUAAAUCUGCCUAGAUCAGGCUGUCCCUUACAAACUGAGUGACCAUGCAAGAAGGAGACUAGCGAGAGAGGCCAGCAAGACACCUGUGACUACUCUGAAGGAGUUACAAGCUUCAGCAGCUGAGAAAGGAGAGACUCUGCAUCCAUGCCCAGGUUCUUCCCCAGUCAAAGCUUUAUGGGAGAGUAGCAAAGACAGAGCCACUGUUGCAGAAAACUCAUGAAAUCACGUGAGAUUUCAGUGGUAAACUGGAAGAAAGUUCUUUGGUCUGAUGAAACCAAAAUGGUGCUUUUUGGCCAUCAGACAAGAUUCUGUGUUUAGCAGACACCAACCACUGCACAUCACCACAAACACACCAUCCCUACUGUGAAGCACAAUGGUGGCAGCAUCAUGCUGGGGGGAUGCUUCCCAGCAGUCAGCCUUGAAAGGCUUGUAAAGGUAGAGGGUAAAAUGAAUGCAGCAAAAUGCAAGAAAAUCCCAGAGGACAAUCUUAUUCUCUUACAGUCUGCAAGAGAACUACAGCUUGGGACAUUAAUU
Cheilinus undulatus (humphead wrasse) is the source of this 3690-nucleotide messenger RNA. RefSeq names its product transmembrane protein 276b (gene tmem276b). The transcript is spliced from 6 exons. NCBI's taxonomy places the organism in Eukaryota, Metazoa, Chordata, Actinopteri, Labriformes, Labridae. Gene Ontology annotation, cellular component: membrane. Bases 442 to 1338 code for a protein of 298 amino acids. The record is from RefSeq and is a predicted model, not a curated record.